UUAUUGUAUCGUCACUGCGGUACUCCGGGGAGAAUAAAUGGAUUCGUCUUCCCAUAAGGUGUUGCUGCUCCGGACUUGAUAAAGACUCAGGACUUCAAACUGUUCUGCUGGGCCGUGCAUUAGUGUAACGCAUUUGUAGUUCUUCACUUUAUUUUAUAACAGCCCAAUUUACCUUGAAAAAAGAGAACAUGGCUAGAAUGCUGAGCAAGGAUUUACCGGACAUUGAGAGUAUUCUGGCUUUGAAUCCUCGUGUAAAGAAUCAUGCCUCCCUGCGCUCAACAGCAACAACUAAAAAGGAGAAGAAACACUGGAAGAGAAACUCUGACAGGAACUGCUCAAGCUGCGAGAAGCUGGAGAACAAUUUUGAUGACAUCAAACACACGACCCUGAGCGAGCGUGGAGCACUUCGAGAAGCAAUGAGGUGCCUAAAGUGUGCAGAUGCUCCGUGUCAGAAAAGCUGUCCGACUAAUUUGGACAUUAAGGCAUUCAUCACAAGCAUUGCAAAUAAGAACUACUAUGGAGCUGCCAGAAUCAUUCUGUCUGACAACCCCCUUGGACUGACUUGCGGAAUGGUGUGUCCAACCUCAGACCUCUGUGUGGGUGGCUGCAAUUUAUAUGCGUCGGAGGAGGGACCAAUUAACAUUGGUGGACUGCAGCAAUUUGCUACAGAGGUGUUCAGUGCAAUGCAGAUUCCUCAGAUGAGGAAUCCCCAACUUCCUCCUCCAGAGGAAAUGCCUGAAAGCUUUCACUCAAAGAUUGCCCUGAUUGGCUGCGGUCCUGCCAGUGUCAGCUGUGCUUCCUUUUUGGCGCGUCUGGGCUAUGACAACAUCACUAUAUUUGAGAAGCAGAAAUUUGUGGGAGGGCUGAGCACAUCUGAAAUCCCUCAGUUCCGAUUGCCCUACAGUGUGGUAGACUUUGAAAUUAAACUGAUGAAGGACCUGGGCGUAAAGGUGGAAUGUGAGAAGGGCCUUGGGAGUGAUGGGAUGGCACUUCAUUCUUUAAGAGAAGAUGGAUAUAAAGCAGUUUUUAUUGGAAUAGGCUUGCCAGAGCCAAACAGACACAAAAUCUUUGAAGGGUUGACUACAGAACAAGGAUUUUAUACCUCAAAGGACUUUUUACCACUGGUUUCCAGGGCCAGUAAAGCAGGGAUGUGUGGUUGCCGCUCCAAGCUGCCAGUGGUGCACGGCACAGUUCUAGUCCUGGGUGCUGGCGACACCGCUUUCGACUGCGCCACCUCUGCCCUGCGCUGUGGAGCCCGCCGUGUCUUUGUGAUCUUCAGGAAAGGAUUCACAAACAUUAGAGCUGUCCCAGAAGAGAUGGAACUUGCCAAAGAAGAGAAAUGUGAGUUCCUGCCUUUCCUGUCUCCCAGGAAAGUUAUUUCGAAGGCUGGCCGCAUAGCCAGUAUGGAGUUCUGUCGAACAGAACAAGAUGAACAUGGAGACUGGAUUGAGGACGAGGAUCAGAUUGUUCGCUUGAAGGCAGAUUUCAUCAUUAGUGCCUUUGGAUCAGUGUUAAGUGACCCAGUAGUGAAAGAGGCCAUGACUCCCAUUAAGUUUAACAGAUGGGGUCUCCCUGAGCUGGAUCCAGAGACUAUGCAGACCAGCGAGCCGUGGGUAUUUGCUGGUGGAGACAUUGCAGGGUUGGCUAAUACUACUGUUGAGUCAGUGAACGAUGGAAAGCAGGCCUCCUGGCACAUUCACAAAUACAUACAGUCUCUGCAUGGCUUUGCUGUUGCACCCGAACCACAGCUACCAGUGUUUUACUCUCCGAUUGACCUGGUGGACAUCAGCGUAGAGAUGGCAGGACUCAAGUUUCCAAAUCCCUUUGGCCUAGCCAGCGCUCCUCCAACAACCAGCACUGCCAUGAUACGACGGGCUUUUGAGGAGGGCUGGGGCUUUGCUCUCACAAAGACGUUUUCUCUCAACAAGGAUAUCGUCACCAACGUUUCUCCAAGGAUUGUACGUGGAACUACUUCAGGCCCAAUCUUCGGCCCUGCGCAAAGCUCUUUUCUGAAUAUUGAGCUCAUUAGUGAGAAGACUGCAGCGUACUGGUGUCAAAGUGUGAUUGAACUGAAGAGAGACUUCCCAGAUAAUAUUCUUAUUUCCAGUAUCAUGUGUAGUUAUAACAAGGACGAUUGGACAGAGCUCUCAAAAAUGGCAGAGGCUUCUGGAGCGGAUGCCCUGGAGUUAAACCUAUCCUGUCCACAUGGCAUGGGAGAGAGAGGCAUGGGCUUGGCCUGCGGGCAGGAUCCAGAGCUGGUGCGAAACAUCUGUCGCUGGGUACGACAAGCUGUUAAGAUUCCUUUCUUUGCCAAGCUGACCCCUAAUGUCACCAACAUAGUGGAUAUUGCAACGGCUGCCCAAGAAGGUGGUGCAGAUGGCGUUACAGCAACCAACACUGUCUCUGGGCUGAUGGGACUGAGAGCAGACGGCACACCCUGGCCUGCCGUUGGCGUAGGAAGGCGGACCACAUAUGGUGGAGUGUCUGGGAAUGCCAUCAGACCCAUAGCACUGCGAGCUGUCUCUGCCAUUGCCAGGGCUUUACCAGGAUUUCCUAUUUUAGCUACUGGUGGGAUUGAUUCGGCUGAGUCCGGCCUGCAGUUUCUACAUGCUGGUGCUUCUGUUCUGCAGGUGUGCAGCGCUGUUCAGAACCAGGACUUCACACUGAUCCAGGAUUACUGUACAGGACUAAAAGCCCUGCUCUACCUGCAGAGCCUGGAGCAGCUCCAGGACUGGGAUGGACAGAGCCCACCCACCCCGUGCCACCAGCGUGGAAAACCCUUGCCCAAGAUAGGAGACCUUGUGGGAAAGAAGUUGCCCAGUUUUGGCCCGUACCUUGAGGAAAGAAAGAAGAUUUUAGCCGAGUAUAAACUGAAAUUAAAGAGUACCAAUGACUCCAUUGUGAUUGAGCCUAAUGAAGAAAAAACAUAUAUGGCAAAAAAGCCCAUUCCCACUGUUCAGGAUGUGAUUGCCAGAGCUCUGAAACACAUUGGGGCAUAUGGACUGCUGGACAACAGGGAGCAAGUGGUGGCCUUGAUUGACGAGGAGAUGUGCAUUAACUGUGGCAAAUGUUACAUGACCUGUAAUGACUCUGGCUACCAGGCUAUUAAGUUUGACCCUGAAACCCACCUGCCUACGGUUACUGACAGCUGCACAGGGUGCAACUUGUGCCUCAGUGUGUGCCCCAUAAUCGACUGCAUCACAAUGGUUACCAGGACAACGCUUUAUGAGCCAAAGAGAGGUGUGCCUCUUGCUGUUGAGCCGUUGUGCUGAAGAAGCCCAGGUUCACCCAUUGAGGAAGGACCUAACAUGCACAGCAUUGAUUAGUGUUAUAAUUGUUGUGUGAAAAAUUACCUUUAUUAUAAAAAAUGAAUAAUUAGUCAGACAAAUUGCCUUAUAUUCCCAAGCCAAUUAUGUAGAAAUAAUUGUGUGAGCACAAGUAGUUUUAAACAAUAGCACAAAGGCAAGGCUAUGAUAUUGAAACAAGAGGGAUGAAGCUCGUACCUUAACCAAUAUAACAUUUCCAAAUAAUGGAAGUGCUGGCAGUUUCUCUGUGCUGUUCAGCAUUAAAAAAACAAAACAAAAAAAAACACUUGCAAUGCAGCUUUUGUAAUCAAAGAUUUUAAUAAAGCAAGUUCUUUACUA
Messenger RNA from Polyodon spathula (Mississippi paddlefish), 3644 nucleotides. RefSeq names its product dihydropyrimidine dehydrogenase [NADP(+)]-like. Gene Ontology annotation, biological process: thymine catabolic process; uracil catabolic process. Lineage: Eukaryota; Metazoa; Chordata; Actinopteri; Acipenseriformes; Polyodontidae. Bases 189 to 3272 code for a protein of 1027 amino acids. Gene Ontology annotation, molecular function: NADP binding; uracil binding; iron-sulfur cluster binding. Gene Ontology annotation, cellular component: cytosol; cytoplasm. The record is from RefSeq and is a predicted model, not a curated record. The transcript is spliced from 23 exons.